AUGGACGCUUCAGCACCACCCACCUAUUCACUCGAUGACAUCAAGGCGCAAAUCUAUCCCUUCAACAAUUUUCAUCAUUGUCCUGCAACAUCUUCAGCUUACACCACUCCCAAUAACCACCCUUGGUGCCCAUUUCAAUCUCGACUUGAAUUUGAAGUAGCCGAGCUUGCUCUUGAGGUCGGAUUGAACAACAAACAAAUGGACUGUCUCAUCAACAUUUGCCAUCAAUGUUCUCUCAGAAAGGAUAGUUUUAUGCUGAAGAACCAUAAAGACAUUCACGGCAAGUGGGAAGCAGCGUCCCAUCGGAUCACAAAGUUCAUGAAAGAUGUGAUCUCAGUCCCCUACGACAGCAAGAUGCAGGAAUUCAAUGUAUACUACAGAGAUCUUUGGGAUCUCGCUACUGACCUACUUCGGGACCCUAACCUCUUCCCUCACUUCCAGUUCGACGCACAACACUUAUCGAAGUUUGAUGGGCAAACCUUCUCGCAACUACCACAAGAUGCAAAGCCACUAGCUUUCAUCCUAUACACCGAUAAAACAAGAUUAUCGUCAUUCGGUACUGCGAAAGGAUACCCCAGAUGGCUGCCAAUUGUAUGUCCCAAUGUUUGUCUCAUUGUGAUGGAAGAUAAAGAGCAUUCUGGAAAGUCAAGCUGGGUCAACUUCAAAAAUGCAGUCUGGCAUGAGUCAUUCGCGAAAAUCACCUCUUCGUUGGCAUCGAAAUCAAGGACAGAACAAUGGUACCCCUGCCUAGAUGGCAUUGAUCGGUGGUUCUUCCUUUGUCUACUUAUUUUGUCAGCUGAUUAUGAGGAACAGCAAGUACUAUCAUUCUACAUCAUGUUUUUCCUAACGAUAAUUUACAGGUGCGUUAUGUCACUUACUCGAGGGGUCAUGAGCCUUUGGCCAUGUCCUAUCUGUCUCAUUCCUCGAGACGAGCUUUGGGAUACGUCAAAACAAUAUACCCGCCGAAUUGCCGACACAUUGCGGGAUAUUGUACUGGCUGCACAGGAAAUGGACACCCAUGAAGAACAAGAAGAGCUUCUCAAACAACAUGGACUUCGUAAUGUUACUAAUUCAUUCUGGGCCAUCCAAUAUUCAGAUGUACAUCGAGCGCUAUCGCAUGACCGGUGUCACUACAACCAUGGUGGUCUUUGGUCUCGUCAUUACUGGGUCAAGCUGCAAAAGCACUUGGCAAGCCUUGGAAGGGCAAAUUUUGCAGCAUUUCCCCAAUGGCGAAAUUUGAAGCAUCUGAACCAAGUAAUGAGUAUUAUGUUUGCAGACAGCUCCAUCCAUGAAGAUAUAUCAAAGAUGAUAAUAUAUGCUAUGCACAACAUCCUAACAGAGGAAGCCUCUCCACUUGGGUACCUUCUAGUUCGCUGUGUACGCCUUUACCUCGAGGUCGACAUGUACGCUGCCUUCGAGGUUCACACAACAAAUACCAUCAGCGAGGGCAGAAGUGCCGUUCAAGCCCUAGCGGCAUUCAUGAAACAAUAUAUCACAGCAACAGAGGAGGAUGAUGAAGAUUGGAAUUUGUCAAAACUCCACAUGAUCAUGCAUCUAUUUGAUGAUAUAGAGGCCAAAGGGGUCACAAGGAACUAUAAUACGAAGCCAAAUGAGCAAAUGCAUGGGCCAUUGAAGGAUUGGUACCAGCGCUGGACAAACUUCAAGAACGUCACAGAACAGAUUCUUCAUAUAGACCACUGGCUACUCAUUGCGGAUGAUAUCCGUUGUCAAAUCUUUAACUUGGAUGAAUAUGUAAUAUCACAACACCAAGCAAACAACAUCGACAAAGAUGCCGACGAAGAUGAUCCUGACUCCAAGGUAUUGACGAACCCCAUAAGACAUGUUUUUGACCCUUUGGAUGGGUCUAUGCAUGUGAAAUUCGGGUCGAGGGAAGCUCCACAGACCUUUGGUCUCAUUGAGAAUUCCCACAAGGAUGACAUCGCGUUUUCCAACUUCCAUGUUAAGCUGAACUCAUUUUUAAAUGUAUUUCUACCUGCAAGCAACAUACCCCUACCAGAUGGGAAGAGAAUCCAUCUCUUAUCAACUCACACAAUCACGACAUGUCGACUGUUGCAUGUCAACUAUGAGUCAAUGGUGGACUGGCAACAAUAUACCGAUUACCUUCGGUGCAAUCCAAAGUUCUUUAAUGCACCACGUUUCGAUUGCGUGUUCAUCCAGACCAACCAAAAGGUCAUCUUUGGACACCUGCUCUUGCUUUUCGAGUGCCCAGUUGGAGACAAUGUAUUUCCACUUGCUCUCAUCCACCCGUAUGACGCUCCCAUAGGUGUACAACUUCAAAAAGACAAGCAUCUUAACCUUCUUAGAGUUCGAGCAAAACUGCGGGCACAGGCAGAGUUUUUCUCCACCAGGUCUAUCAUCCGUGGGGCACUUCUAGUGCAUGACGAAAACCUCGAUUACUUUGUUGUCGAUACAGUUGACACAGAUAUGUUCCUUCAUGUGAAGGAAAUGCAUCUGCAGGCAGGGCAUGUGGUGCGCAUUUGA
This is a messenger RNA of Suillus fuscotomentosus, 2502 nucleotides long. RefSeq lists its product as uncharacterized. The record is from RefSeq and is a predicted model, not a curated record. Lineage: Eukaryota; Fungi; Basidiomycota; Agaricomycetes; Boletales; Suillaceae. The transcript has 11 exons. Bases 1 to 2502 code for a protein of 833 amino acids.